UGCCGCCGAAAAAUCUGUAAAUAAAAAAUGACGAAAAUGACGUACUGGUGGUCAGCUGUGUUUGACAUAUUUACAAUCGAAAACAAAUAAUCAGUCAUCAUUACAUAUAAUAAUGAUGUUAAACAUCAAGCAAAAUGUGAUAAACGACACAUUUUGAUGAGCACGAGAUGUAUAAUUUGAUAAAUAAAAAGCCAUUUAUCACGGAGAUAUUUUUUGAGGCUAGCAUUUUUCAAUGAAAGAAUAUAUACAAACAUGGACUUUCUUCAGUCGGAAUUACAUAUUCCCCGUAAAUAUCUAUUAACAAUUGAUGGUAGAAUUCACGCAACUGUUCACAAGAAUUGGUUAUUGAGUUUACAAAAUAUAGGACGAAUUGAUUUUAAUCUUCACGAGCGAUUGUCAGCCGAUGAAAUAGUAGUACAACCCUCUCCAGAUGAAUUAGGAGCAAAUUGGACGAGAAUUUAUAUAAAGGUUUAUGAGAAGCAGUUCAGGAGUACAAUUCCACUACCAAGAGACAAACAUUCCAUUAGUUCGAAAGUCCAUUCGGACUUGACUUUUGCUCAGCUUCUCCGUUAUGUUUCCGAGACGAAUUACAGGAAUUUGUGGAAAGAAGCCUACAAGAAAUAUUACAGUAUAUGGAAUCUUCCAGAAACGAAAGAGCAACUCCUCCUGACCCCCAGCAGCAGUGACGUAUCCGUAAUGCAUGAAGUAUUAGCAAGAUUAUACGGAUGUCCUCUGGUUCACAUUCAGAACAGCCACGUGAUUUCCAUAUCCCCGAGUACAAACACCCGUCCACACUGCAACCUCCUGCCAGCAAUUUUAGCAAUUGAAACACCAUCGGCCUUCAUAACACUCCACGAACAGACUGCCAAAUAUUCUCUACAAGAGUGCAAUAUGUACAGUCCAGCAGCAUUGUCAAUAGGUUACAGCAAGCCCUUAUUCAUCGUCUAUCAGCUGCUACGUCUGUCCAGAAACCUCCACGACUCGGGUUUAGCACUUGGAGAAAUCACUCUCAGUGAUAUUUUGCUAUUGGAGAAUUACACAAUUUUAGUUCUUCCAAAAUUGGACGAUAAUAUUUACGUGAGAGGCGUCGAUCAUUUUGAAAUUUCAGAAAUUCAAGAGAAAUCUGUUCAUUCAAAGAAUAAAAUUUCACAAUCGCUGAGAAUGAGAUUUUCAUCGAAAGGCCCAGAUUUUGGAUUGAAUGAGAACCUGGAAGAAUUGUGUGAAAUGUGGAUUCAUGGACAGCUGAGUAAUUUCGAUUAUUUAACUGCUCUAAAUAAUCUAGCUGGACGGAGAUUUGGAGAUCCAUGUUGUCAUCACGUGAUGCCUUGGGUAACGGAUUUUACUUCAAGAUCUGGGAAAAAUUGGAGGGAUUUGACAAAAUCAAAAUUUCGCCUCAACAAAGGGGACAGGCAGUUGGAUCUCACCUUUGACGCACAGACCUCGGAGUUUGGACAUCACGUCUCUGAUGUUCUAUCAGAAAUAACUUAUUAUGUGUAUUUAUCGAGGAGAUAUAAUCGAACUGUCCUGUGUAAGCAUGUGAGAUCACAUUGGGUACCUUGGGAGUAUCCUGCAUCGAUUCAGAGGCUGCAGGAGUGGAGUCCCGAUGAAUGUAUACCACAAUUUUUCAUGAGUCCAGAUGUUUUCAAGUCAAUUCACGAAGACCUACCAGACCUAGAGCUGCCAAGUUGGGCCCGAUCACCAGAAGAUUUCAUCGAGAAACACCGAGAGGCUCUAGAGAGCCACUACGUAUCAGAGCGUCUCCAUCACUGGAUUGAUUUAACAUUUGGCUACAAACUGUCGGGCAUCGCUGCGAUAAAAGCCAAAAACGUAUGUCUACAGCUAGUGGACAAUCACACGAGUCUAACGAAUUCCGGAGUGGUACAAUUAUUCACACAGCCGCAUCCACAGAAAAUCAUUCCAUCACCGUAUUGGUGUAAAUCAGCUCCUCGAUUACGAAUUACAAAUGCGAGAGCGUCAACAAAGACUGAUCGAUCGGACCAAAAGAGUGAGGACGAAGGCCACAGUUCCGGCUUCGAAGAGGACGAUCCCCCUCCUACCACCCAAAACAUCGCUCGUUCCUCCCCUCUCGCCCUGAGUCGUCUUUUGAGUCGUUCACGGGGUUCCCUCUUGGCCCCGGACGAUUCCUCCCGUCCUGACAAGCCCGUCCAAACAAUCCAACUUCCCAAGGACUACAAUCCCAUUUCUGCACUCCUCCAAGUGGAGUGCACCCACUCCUUUAUAAACAAAAUCUCCCACCGCCCUUAUCACCCGAGAACUUCUUCUCAGCACAAUCCCUCAAAUUAUCGCCAAGUGGUAGCCUGUGCACGUAUAAAAGAACAGCAAAUCCUUGGGUGUCUCAUUGUCGAGAUCUUCCUCCCCACAAAAUUCCGAGCGACUUGGAACACAGGAAAGUCAUCGUUCACCCAUCGCCUAGAAACUUGCAUGAAUAUUUUACUCCAAUCUCCAGAUAUUCUCCCGAAGUGCGUGAGAAAUGCAGUGGGACUUCUCCUCCAAGUGGAAGUCACUCCAAAGACCUAUGGAGUCAACUCCAUUGACCCCACAGAACCCCUCGAAACCACCCUUUUCCGGUAUCCCACAGUGACCCACAUGGGUCUUCCACCACCUUCAGCUCAUCAAUUUCUCCAGCCAAUACUCUCCAGUAGUUUAUUUCCUUCUUCAAAAUACUUCCAGCACCUCUUCAACGUCAUAGAAAUGCUGCAAGAGUACGAGAGCAUCGUACGAGAUCUCAACGCCUUUUUCAAAGACGAUGAAAUUGUUGAAUUCAAUUCCUUUAAUACUCGAACGAAAAUUCAAUUUCUGUGCAAGAUAAGCGAGUGCAAAGUUAAAGCUGUUGCUAGAGAAUUGGAAAAACUUCUCAUUUUCGCUGGCAAUUCCAUGGAGUCGAGUCUACAACUCAUUGUUCCUCAUGUUAAACAAAUAAUGGAAGAACCUUACAGUGCAGUCCUUGCGGCAUGGUACCUCUUCGACCCAAUUGCCAGGUCCUUAGGACCCAAAGAAACAUCAGAGAUAUUUUUAAUUCCAAUAGUGAGGCUUUAUGAGAACGGUUCUGUGAUGGACAGCAUGACAUGCCUGGAUUGUCUGCCCCUGAAUACAUUCGCCAAGUUUAAAACGAUGCGACUGUACCACAGGAGCUUUCUAUUGAAGCUGAUGGUACGUCUGGGGCUCAGAAGAUUCUUGGAUCACUUCAUAACUCCACUUGUCGAGGCCGUCGGAUGCUAUCGGGAUGCGCCUCAGGGUCCCUCAAGCCCUAAUUGCAGAAGAACUGGAAACUUGAAAACCUGUGACCUCAGCGAUGGAGCUGGAGACAUUGACGCUGUCUUGUCGCCUCUGGACGAGGACUCCUCCAUUGAUUCCGAAAACAAUCAGACAUCGAUAAUUAUUUCUGUACCUGAAGCAGACAAACCAAAUGAUACAGAAAUUGAGGUGUUCUCCAUGGAGACCGAAGAUGCUUUAUCGCCUAUUGAGUGCUCCAAAUCUCAAGAUAUUCAGCUCGAGUUCAAUCUCAAUCUUAUUGAUGACUUGGUUGAGGAUGGAUCGAGACUCUCACCAUCUGGGGCUGUCAGAUCUCCAACUAUUCCGAUUCCUAAGGCAGACGCACGAAGUGCUAAAUCGGUGAUUGAAUUCAAUAGCAUUGGGUGUCAUGUAGGAAGUAAAACAUCAAGCGAGGACAUGCCUCUAGCUGGAUCGUACACUGGAAAUCCUGCUGGUACCUCCAGUGCAUUAGAAAACCCAUCGAUUAUUCUCGAUUCCGACAUCAAGAAGAGGAUAUUCCUGGAUAUAUCUGGGGAUUCCCCGGAAGAUGAGAUCGACUCGUCGACUAGAAAAACCGAGAGAACUCCAAUCCAAGAAUCAAAAGUAUCAGACAUGAGCGCAGAGUCUGUGAUCUGGUUAUCACAUCGACUCGGCCCAGUUCUGACCGCUCGUUUUCUAUCUCGGAAUCUCUUGAGGAUGCUCUCAUUAUGCUACGCAGGACGAGCAAAUUUAUUGAAUAUUGACGAUGAUUCGGAUCAAUUGGUCGGAGAUGUCAAUGCCUCCAAGGUUUUGGAGUCAUUGGCGGCGAUAGCGAGUCUUUACGGAGAACAGAUGAUCUUAGUUCAAUAUUUCGGCCAUAUGGCAGAGCUCUUGACUCUCUGCAAACGAAAGUUAACGCCAAAUCUCGAAGGAGGUCUUGUCUCCUGUUUAGCAUUAUUAAGUCAUAUCACUUCAUAUCUAUCUGAUGUCGCGUUGAUGGACGCCCUAAACGAAACAAUCGUCAGAUCAAUCCUGCAUCCAACUGUGAGAAUUCUCUCUACUACCAGGUAUACGUAUCCCUCUGGAGCAAUCGCGAGACAAGCACUAGCGGAUAAACUCCUGGAGGCAAUGUCGAAUUUAAGUAUUCGAAUUGGAAGUACUGCGACCAAAUGCCACUUAUCUGUACCAAUUCAAAGGUUCUUUCUAGCUUUUGAUAAAGUAUUUUGUGAUUCGUUGGACGUGCAUGGAGACAAGAAAAGAGGAGAUGGAAGACUCAAUUAUUCAUCCAGAAGUGAAGGAGAUGUCGAGGAUAACAGGAAGAAUGAAGGGCUUGAUUGGUCACUAGUGGAUUCUUCUACUUGUCAAAACUUUGGAUCCUCUGAUGUUGCAAUUUCAUAUUCACCCCCAGUUAUCGAUCACGAUGGCUCCAACUUGCAGAGAAAUCGAGCUCAUGAUGAACUUAAACAAGUCUUCACAACGGAAUUCGCUCAUCGUUCAUAUCUUCUUUUUUACAAAUGUGUGGAUGACGGAGUGAUGACUGAAAUAUUGAAGAACCAUCAGUUGAUUCGAGACUUGUGCACUGAAUACGGAGGAACAGUCGGCCACGUAGAUCAGGGUAUGAUUAGAUCAGAAACCUCUUGCACAUUGACUGAUGACCGACUGGACGAUCGAGACAUCAUCACAAAGGGCGCCGGAAGUUUUGGUAAUAUGUCCGUGAUAGGAAAUAGGAUCGAAGUUGGUGAAAAUAUUGAAGCCUCACCGCCUCGUGAAAUGAAUAACCCUUCGAGUGGUCGUCAGCUUCGAGGAAACUGGUUGGCCUAUUGGGAGCACGAGAUAGGUAGACCCGACAAGGACCUCAACUUCAACAUGAAGCAGAUCAAGCUGCAGAGUUUCUCAGGCCACACGAACAGCGUGAGAUGUCUAUCUGUAUUGGAUAAUGAGAAUAGUUUCAUGAGUGGUGCGAGAGACAAAACAGUGAAACUCUGGAGUAUCAGGAGCCAAGGGGAUGGGGGAACAGUGUCUUCAUGCCAGUACACGUACUUUGGCCACAAAAAGUCAAUCUUGGCGUUGACAUUCCUUGAAUCUUUGAGGUAUGCAGUGACAUGUGAUGGAACAGUACAUUGUUGGGAUCCUUUCAUGGGAUCUUUGUUAGGCUGUCCUGAAAGCUCUAGACCAGCCCCAGUCAAUACUCUAGUUGCUAGCAAUGCACCUUCUACCUCACUCCUAGUGGCUACAACUGAUAUCACCUUGAGAAUGAUUGAUUGUAGAUGUUUUCAGUACGUGAACGAGAUGAAAGUUGCGAUGAAUCCCACAGGACUAAUCAGAUGCAUUGCAGUGGCACCGAGUGGAAACUGGAUAGCAUUGGGACAGGCUUCUGGUGUUCUUACCAUCUUGGAUAUCAGAACUGGCCUCAUUAUAGCCUCGUGGAAGGGUCACGAAUGUGAGAUUCUACAGUUGAAAGCUAUCAAUGAGACGACAAUUGUGAGUUCUUCUUUGGAUCAAACCAUCGCUGUCUGGAGUGCAAUUGAUGGCAAGCUGAAGUUCCAUCUGAAGGGAACAACUGAACCUGUUCACUGCAUGGAGGUUUAUGAACAGCAGAUAAUAUCAGGAACAACAGCCAAUCGAAUUGGUGUUCAUACGGAAAUCAGUGGCAGUGCAUUUUUCUCAUCUUCUAAGCUGAGAUCCGAUGCGUUCAAGGGUGUACUUACUGCUAUGACUGUUCUACCACUUAAUAGAUUACUAUUACUUGGGGCUGAUAAUGGAGGAAUUACUUUACUUUGUUGAUUGGAGAUUGGAAUUCGAGGGAAAGGAGAUGUUGGGUCCAUCAAAACUGCCCUCCAUUCAUUGUGUGA
Fopius arisanus is the source of this 6104-nucleotide messenger RNA. It is a transcript of the gene Wdr81, whose product is annotated as WD repeat domain 81. Bases 253 to 6036 code for a protein of 1927 amino acids. Gene Ontology annotation, molecular function: phosphatidylinositol 3-kinase regulator activity; protein binding. Gene Ontology annotation, cellular component: mitochondrion. The transcript has 3 exons. NCBI's taxonomy places the organism in Eukaryota, Metazoa, Arthropoda, Insecta, Hymenoptera, Braconidae. The record is from RefSeq and is a predicted model, not a curated record. Gene Ontology annotation, biological process: aggrephagy.